CACACAAUCACACCCUCUUGCGUUCCUAGAUAUUAGAAUGAUCGUUUUCUUCAAAUUAAAAAAGAAAAGAAAAAGCUUUAGAAGCUAAUAUUAGAGCUUAUCCUUCUUUUCGUGUGCUAAUUUCGUUUCCCAUUCUUCGCAUUUUCCUUUCCUUUCCUUCUACUCUUUGACCUUUUACAGGGAUUUCUUUGUUUGUUUGGGGGGAUAACGAGAACAAGCUCGAAGUUUGAGGAUUAAAAGAGUGUUGGCAUGUUGGGAAUCACCUGCUGCUCUUCUGGUUGAAAGUGGGUCUGUCAUCUGUGUUUGUGUCUGUCUUUUUGACUAGGGUCGUAUUGGUUCUUCUUGGAUCCAAUCUUUGAGCCUAUCUCGUUGGAUCUCGAAGAUGAAACUAAAGGUGUCCUACAUUAAUGUGCUUUAGUUCAUUGGAUCGGAGGAUGGAUCACACAUUUGUCAAUGCCUGCGAAGAUGGCUGGGGAAAGGAACGUUCAAUGCAUAUUUUGGGCAAUGACAGUGAAUUAUCCAGAGAAGAUGGUCUGGAUUUUUCUCAGUCAAAAUCAAAAAGGUUGGUGAAAAGGGUGAAUUCAGGCCAUGCUAUUAUUUUGAAGUUUAAGCAAUCACAAUUGUGCAGAAGUUGCAAUCGAGGUACUUUUGGCUUGGACAGUAGGAUUCCGAAGCAUUUGGUAAGUGUAGAUGAGAAAUAUCUUCGUCGUUGCCUGGAAUUGAUUAAUAUCAAUGCAUCAAAAGUGGCGCGAUGCAAUGCAUCUAAUCAGGCUAAAAUUAGAAGCAAAGAUGCAUAUGAUGCUCCCAGUUUCAUUUAUGAAUGUCCAUUGGAAUCUGGGAAUGGGGGUGUCGUCGUCAGCCCUGCAGGACGAUGGAUUGUGGGUACAAUCAUGGGAAGUAAGAGUAUGCAGAACAUAUUGAAGAGUCCAUUGUUUCACCAAUUCGGUUCCUUAGAUGGCAAUGCUAAUUUCAGAAGAUCAAACUUGAAUGACAUCAAAGGCUCUAUAUGCUAUGAUAUUAUGGACUCUCCCAGUGGUUUAACUAUAUCUUCACCACAGAAACCAAAAAAGAAAAUUCCACUGAUGGGAAGCCAUAACAAUGGAUCUGAUAGUGAGCACAAAAGGGGUUUUUCUAUGUCAAGCGCAAACUCUAUUGGUUCUGAUCAGUCUUCUUCUUCUCCUUCUCCUUCUCCUUCUGCCUUUGUUUCUCAGGGGAUGCUUCACUGUACAUGGAAGGGUGGGCUUCCUCAUUUUGUAUUUUCUACAGAUGAUCAGAGGGAGGUCUAUGUAGCAAACUUGUGGAAGGUUGGGUCGACAGAUGAUUAUAUAUACUCAUUCUAUUCAAUAAAGGAUGGCCAGAAGGACCAUGGAGUUUGUGAUAACUUGGUUGGUCAUAUGAAGGUAUCGGCUUCUCUCACCCAUUGUCUGGACAAUUCUAAAAUCAGGGAGAUUGAGUUCGUUUUGUAUGGUGGUGAUGAAAAUUGUGGCAUAGAGGCAAACACUUCAAGCCUUAAUCCGAGAAAGAACAAAGGGUUCCCAAGGAAAGUGGUGCAAGUGUUCAGAACGAGUCGCUCAUCCAAACAUAAAACAUUGUCCAAGUCUGGUGGAUCCAGUACCAUACCGGAAAAAUGUUCUUUGGAGUUAUGUGAUACAGGAAACAACCUUGAAACACUUGGUAUGGACAGUAAGUUUGAAAAUCAUUUUCUGCCAAAAUUUGAAUUGGCUGCCAUCGUUGUGAAAAACUAUGUCCAUGACAAUCAUCGAGAGGGAAUUGGAGGUUGGGGCUUGAAAUUUCUCAGGAAAUUCAGGUCCGGGAAAAAUGUUGAUUCACUGGAAGCUUCGGUACCUUGUGGAAGUAGCUCUCGAAAUACUGGCAUUUGCUCUACAACUAUGGACAUUCUCAUCCCAGCAGGUCUUCAUGGUGGUCCAGGAACCAAAAACUGUGGCCCUUCUAGCCUUCGUGAAAGAUGGAGAUCUGGUGGACACUGUGACUGUGGGGGCUGGGACAUUGGAUGUCCUUUGACAAUACUUGAAUCUAGAUUGAGCAAGGAUAGCAUUUUGCCCGAAGUUGAGACGCAGGAGGAGUGCAAGCCAUUUGAUUUAUUUAAACAGGGUUCACAGCAUCCCUCUCCCACCUUGAGGAUGGUAAAUGUUCAUGAUGGUUUGUAUUUCGUUCAUUUUCAACCAAUUCUAUCAGCUCUACAGUCUUUCUCGAUUGCAGUGGCAAUUAUCCACACGCGGAGUCCCAGUCUCCAACCCAAGUAUGUACAAGACUAGAAGUAGCAAGGUCCAGGUUUGGUGUUUUUAUGUAAUAGUUGUACCCUUUCUCUAUUACAGUAGUAAGUCAAUUUUAGUAUAUGUAAAUGAAUCGAGAUAUUUGUAACUUUCUCUUGAUUCAGAGUAUAUUCAUUCAUAUUGUAGGUUAGUUGGUACUGAAAUGGUUUACUUUAAAUUUUGAUUCGUAGACCAAAAACUCCUGUAAUCUGCUCCUUUAUAUGAAAUGUACAAGCUUUUAGUGUAA
Carya illinoinensis is the source of this 2520-nucleotide messenger RNA. RefSeq lists its product as uncharacterized. The record is from RefSeq and is a predicted model, not a curated record. The coding region runs from base 408 to 2276 and encodes 622 amino acids. NCBI's taxonomy places the organism in Eukaryota, Viridiplantae, Streptophyta, Magnoliopsida, Fagales, Juglandaceae. The transcript has 3 exons.